GCAGAAUCUUCUUUCAUAAAAUGGUCAACACGUUUGAAGACACAGAGUCGAAGGAUGGGGUUCAAAUUGAUGACCUUGAUGAUCAAAUAUCAAAUAUCCACAGGAACGAUGCGAUCAGCUAUACAGGGGAGAAAAAGGAUGAACUGCCGAUUGUCAAUGGAAAGCUGCAGCAGCCACAAGAAAACUCUGGAUCAGACAUGAUGUACAAGAUUGAAGAUGUCCCUCCAUGGUACCUUUGUAUUCUGCUGGGUUUUCAGCAUUACCUGACAUGUUUCAGUGGCACUAUUGCAGUCCCAUUCCUGCUGGCUGAAUCACUCUGUGUUGGGAAGGACCAGGACACUGUGAGCAAGCUCGUAGGGACCAUUUUCACUUGUGUGGGGAUAACAACACUAAUACAGACCACAUUUGGAGUCAGGCUUCCUUUGUUUCAGGCCAGUGCGUUUGCUUUUCUUGUUCCUGCUCGAGCUAUUCUUGCUCUAGAGAAGUGGAAAUGCCCCGAUGAAGAUGUAAUUUAUGGAAACUGGACUUUUCCCUUGAACACAUCCCACAUAUGGCAACCAAGGAUACGAGAAAUUCAAGGGGCGAUCAUCGUGUCCAGUGUGAUUGAAGUGCUGAUUGGUCUGGUGGGGCUGCCAGGCAUGCUGCUCAGCUACAUCGGGCCUCUCACAGUCACACCCACCAUCUCCCUGAUCGGCCUGUCAGUCUUCCAAGCAGCGGGGGACCGCGCUGGAUCUCACUGGGGUCUGUCGCUGCUAUCCAUUUUCUUGAUCGUGUUGUUUGCUCAGUACCUGAGGAAUGCAAAGUGUCCUGUGCCUGUCUAUAGGUGGGGGAAAGGAUGCACUAUCGUUAAAAUACAAAUAUUCAAAAUGUUUCCGAUUAUCAUGGCCAUCAUGGUGGUUUGGCUGAUUUGCUAUGUUCUAACUCUUACUGAUGUUCUACCGACUGACCAGGACCAGUAUGGGUAUAAAGCUCGGACAGACGCCCGGGGGGAGAUCUUGUCUCAGGCACCGUGGUUCAGGUUACCUUAUCCCUGUCAGUGGGGCAUACCGACAGUGACGGCUGCUGGAGUCCUGGGGAUGUUCAGUGCAACGCUAUCUGGAAUCAUUGAAUCCAUAGGCGAUUACUAUGCCUGUGCAAGACUGGCAGGCGCCCCACCCCCACCCAUUCAUGCAAUUAACAGGGGCAUUUUUACUGAAGGCAUCUCCUGUAUAAUAGCUGGUCUGAUGGGGACCGGGAAUGGUUCCACCUCAUCAAGCCCAAAUAUCGGGGUUCUUGGUAUAACAAAGGUGGGCAGCAGGCGAGUGGUUCAGUAUGGAGCAGGGAUCAUGCUUGUUUUAGGGACAGUGGGAAAGUUCACUGCACUGUUUGCAUCAUUACCAGACCCUAUACUUGGGGGGAUGUUCUGCACCUUAUUUGGAAUGAUAACUGCAGUUGGACUCUCCAACUUACAAUUUGUGGACUUGAACUCCUCCCGGAAUCUGUUUGUAUUGGGCUUUUCAAUGUUCUUUGGCUUGACUCUGCCAAAUUACUUGGAUACCCACCCAAAGUCCAUUAACACAGGUGUGCCAGUAAUUGACCAAAUACUUACUGUCUUGAUGACGACUGAAAUGUUUGUUGGCGGCUGCCUUGCCUUUAUCUUAGACAACACCAUACCAGGUACCAAGAAAGAGCGAGGUCUGCUGGAGUGGAAGGAGGGGGCCCACGCUAACAGUGACAUGACUGUGAGUCUGCAGACCUACGACUUCCCAGUGGGGAUGAGCUGUGUGAAGAGAACCAAGUGCUUGAGAUUCAUUCCAAUCUGUCCAGCUUUCAGGGGAUUCAGGCAGAAUCACAAUGUGGAAUCGAGGGACACAACGGAGGAGGGAGUUGCCAGCACAAAAGUGUAACAUGUAUAGUUUCAUCACACAAAGCCAAUAGCUCCAGCACUAGAACACUGCCCAUUGCCUGUUUCAUUGAACUAUCAUAUACAGUAAUGAAUGUCAAAAUGUAACCUUCUCAUGAAAUACUGAAAAAUGUGUAAAUAUGUCAACGCACCAAUUUACUUUUAACAAGGCAAAUUCUGUAACAGUAAAUGCUAAAACUAGAAUUUUACGUGGUAACUUAAAGGAAUGUUAACCAAGUUUUUAAAAGCCAUUGUCUUCUACAAUGUUGUAUUAGCAUUAACUGAUUGAUCUCACGAUGUUGUCAAGUUGAGUGUUAAAGGAUCCCAGUGGUUCAGCAUCAACAACAUGAUUAGGCAGCCCAUUGAAUCAACUAACACUAACCCUAACACUAACACUAACCCUAACCCUAACCCUAACCAUAACCCUCACCUCUCUGUGUGGAGUGUCUCCUUCAGCAACAUGACUAGGUCCCCCUCUUUUUGUGUAGAAGAUACUUUGGUGCUUUGCUUGCUUUUUAUAUUUAUAUUCUUUUUUUUUUUAAGUACAAUACUAGAUAAAAAAGUGAUCUAAUUAUAUUCUGUGCUUUAAGUCACAUGAUCUGAUUUCAGCUGACCAGUGGCUCUCAGCCUCCCCCUGACGACCCAUUGAUUUACAGUGUCCCAGGUUCAUGACUCCUCCCUCCCCCCCCCUCGCCAUCAACACAAGAACAGGUGUACAAAAAUAAAAACGCGGCAAUGCGUUUUCUUGAACAAUUUUAAAUAAUAAACUGAGAAAGAGAUGAACCAGUUUACAAAUGAGUGAAUACAAAUCCUAUGUUGUAGAACUGCAGAAACGAAUUAGUAAUUGAAAUGUUCAGUCAGUCAGUGGGAAGGCUGUGCUGGUUUACGUUUCACCAUCACUUUACGUUUCACCACUUCUGAGAGUGGCUACUCUCAGAAACAAGUCAAUUCAAACAAUGUCUCCUUCUCCCUCACCUGGAUUCUAACUGGGUUUUAAUGUGUUUGUGAUUUCAGCAGUCAUGGUAGGAUUCUAACUGCUACACUUGUUUUAGUGUAUUUUUAUGUAUCGCGUCAUUCAGGUUUCUGAUGUUUCGCUAUAUAUCACCCGCAAGGCUGCGACCCCAGGUGGGGUCAUGACCCAGAGGUUGAGAACCACAGAGGUGGACCUUUGGAGUGAAACUAAAUGACAGAACCGGAAGGCAUUUUUACUUCUAAGCAUAGUCUUUGAAAUACAGUCAACUCUCAUUAAUAUGAAUUUCAAGGGACUGUAUUAUCAGUAAUUCAUAUUAUCAGGAGUCUAAGCCAAAUAGAUCCUGUCAUUUUUUAUUGAAGGUUCAGAUAUAACCUCUUGUAAUCCUAACUUGUUGCAUCCUAGUUCAUAUUGUAUUAUUAUUUGCACUUACUGUAAACUACACUGUAUUUAUAUAUGAAGCUUGCUUUGUAACCCUUUACUGCCCUGUAACACCUGUAAGUUGCCUUGGAUAAAGACGUCUGCCAAAUAAAUAAAUAAAUAAAUAAAUAAAUAAAUAAAUAAUAAUAACACUGAAAUCCCAUUUCAAUUACAGAACAUUAUACUGUCCAUGUCAUAAAACACUCCACCCAACUCCCAACACUCCACCCAACCCACUCCAGCACUCCACCCAACCACACUCCCAGCACUCCACCUUUGGUCUCGUGCCUCACAACACACCCAGGGCGUGCGGUAAGAAUUGUCUUACCACACACCCUGUCAUGGGUUACUUCUUACUUAUAAAAUGGCUUGGAUAAAUUAAGUGCUGUGAUUGGCUAAACAAGAUCACAUGACUGUACGACUAUAACAUCAUAGACCAACUCACUUACCUGAUCCAUUGAUAUUACUAUGCCUUGUAAUGUGUGUGAGAGUUGGUAUAAUGGACUCUUGUGGCCCCUUAUAAAAAUGUGUACACUCAUUUUUCAGUUUCCCCAUGCUUUUGUAUAUAACCUGAAUACGUUUUUUAUUUGUGUCACUGUGAAAGUGUCAAUAUACCUUUGAGUGAGUGGUUUUUGUAUCUCAAAUUAUAAUGAAAUAAUAAGUCAGAAAUAGCAUGUACAUGCAUGCUAAUAUGAGGUCUCCUCGUACCCCAGAGUGUGAAACUACUGAUCCUUUUACAACUAAAUCAACAAUCAAUGAGUCCCGCUUGGAGAAGGUUACCAUGGUGGUACUGGUAAUUCCAGCACCUUACUGAACUUUGAAAAGGUACUCUGGUAGAGUUGAUGUAGAUAUACUUGUACUCAGACAGGAUAGAAUAAAUAUGACCAAGGAGUUUCUUCUCACCUGACCUUCAGGUCACAAUAAUAUGAUGUCUCGUACAUAAUGUAUAACACACUGGCCGUCCUCCUUGAACAGACUGACACAUCUGUUUAGAAAGAGUUUCUCUGAAAGAAUUCUCACAGUUCAAAACUUGAUUCCAUUACAAUAUAAACCUGCCUAUCUCUUUGAAUAUCUUUCCCACGUCCUACUUGACAUUGCAAGCUGCAUUACUCAUGGUGGUUGUUGCAUACUUUCAGAAAUCUUACCUGUUGUGUCUCUUAUUUUAAAACAUGACACUACGGAAAAGAACGUUUUUAGUUGUUUUGUCUUCCCUUCCAGGACAUGUGUUCACUUGCACUUCCUAGCUCAUUUCACCUCAGCAGUGUGUUCGGGGUCAAAGCAUCUGAACUGGCUGCACGCAAUGAGGGGAAGCAGUUGCUUAGUAACUGAUGGAUAAGAGACUGAAUGGAUGUGCAGAGCAUAUACAUUCAUGGAAUUAUUCUGUGCGCUACUAUCACUUGAAUGACUCACUUUCCAGUCCCUCUGCUUUAUUUAGAGGCUACAGUACACAUGGUAACCGAAUGACCAAGUCCUUCUUAACUGAAUUACAGUGCCAGUAUUCCUGCAAUAUUCCUAUAAAUUGUCACAUACCGUUAAUCCAUUUGAAUCCAAGGUUAAGGGACCCUAUGUAACAUACCUGGUAUUAUAAAUCAUAAUGAACUGUUGGUUGUAUGUAUUUGUUAUGAUGUAUAUAGCUAUGGCCAAAAGUUUUGCAUCACCCUAUAGAAUUAGCUCAUUGUGCUUCAUAAAGUCGAAUGAAACCUGCUGAAUAAUGUUGCGUUAACAUCAUAUCGCUUUGUAGUUUUCCAUAUACUUAACGAAAAACUGAAAACAUUUUUAAAAAUCUGACAUUUCAAAAUCUAAAAUGAAAUACUGUACUACUAUUAUGACUUC
Messenger RNA from Acipenser ruthenus (sterlet), 5105 nucleotides. RefSeq names its product solute carrier family 23 member 1 (gene slc23a1). Lineage: Eukaryota; Metazoa; Chordata; Actinopteri; Acipenseriformes; Acipenseridae. The transcript has 15 exons. Gene Ontology annotation, biological process: transmembrane transport. Gene Ontology annotation, cellular component: membrane. Bases 21 to 1886 code for a protein of 621 amino acids. The record is from RefSeq and is a predicted model, not a curated record. Gene Ontology annotation, molecular function: transmembrane transporter activity.